GAUACUAGCCACCACCACCACCGCAACAAACGGGAACUUGAGUCCCGACACAAGCAUGGCGGUAAUUGUCGUAAGUCAAAACGUGAUCGAUCUCCUCAUCACCAUCAUCAUCAGCAUACUCGAACACGGUCGACUCAAGAGUCAUCCAUGACAGAUCAUAGCAGCAAGGGAAGGCAUCAUUAUGAAUACCAUAGUAGCCAUCGUUCAAACCGUAGUCAUGAUGCAGAUAGAAGAAAGGAACAAUUUUCGAAACCCAAAGAAUCUAAACUUGAUACUAGUACUAGCAGCAGUAAACAUUCGAUUGUUGAAUGCAACAAAUCGGACAUUCAAAAAUCAGUUGAUUCUUUGGAGGUAAUUUCAAAUCAGGUACCAACCACAACGAAUACUAAACCAAAAGGACCACCAGCCGCAGUUUUAGCAUCAGUUGCUGCUGUCAUGGCCUCUAUUAAAGCACAACAGCCAUCAGAAUCAGUAUUGAAUCGCAUUUCAAUUCAACAGCCAAAUUCAUUACAGCCCACCGAUAUUCCCAAAUAUUAUAAUGCGAAAAUGGUGAAUGCAGCCAAACUAGCUCAACAGGCUGAAAAACGUAAACUUUUGUGGGGUGAUAACAAAAGUUCAGCUAACGAAAAGGUUAAACCUUCAUCGACAACAUCAGCCAACGUAUGGACGAAUCUUAAAUUUCAAGGUGAACAUGGUAUGGCAAUGACGGAAAAGUUUCGUAAACUGAUGGGAAUUAAAACAGCAGACACCUCGAAUCAACAACAAUUACUAUCAUCAAUUCAAGAUGAUGUUAAGGAUAGCAAUCAUCAUAAUGAAGAUAUUGUUGUAGCUAACCAAGAGAAACUUUUCGAAAACCUAGAUCAACAAUAUUCUAUUGCACGUCGAUCUACACAUUUGGCACGUGGAGUUGGUUUGGGCUUCACGGCUGCAGGAAUGUCCACUUCGUUUCAGCGAAAUUAUGACGAAAACGACAAGUAGUCAACAUCGUUUGUUAACAAAUAUCUUA
Molecule: messenger RNA, 1006 nt
Organism: Dermatophagoides pteronyssinus (European house dust mite)
Lineage: Eukaryota; Metazoa; Arthropoda; Arachnida; Sarcoptiformes; Pyroglyphidae
Source: RefSeq, a predicted model, not a curated record